This is a messenger RNA of Ostreococcus tauri, 222 nucleotides long. Its product is annotated as unnamed product. Bases 1 to 222 code for a protein of 73 amino acids. The transcript has 2 exons. The record is from RefSeq and is a predicted model, not a curated record. NCBI's taxonomy places the organism in Eukaryota, Viridiplantae, Chlorophyta, Mamiellophyceae, Mamiellales, Bathycoccaceae.
AUGGGUUGCUGCGUCUCCAAGUACGAUGAUCACGCCACUCCCGAGGAACGUCGAGCGAAUGCGCUCGCAGCGGCGGAAUCGCGCAGUAAAGCGAACGAGAUGCGCGGCAUCAAGACCGCGAGCAUGGCGAACAAAGUGCGGGUGAACUCAACCGCGAGACAGAGCGCAUCGACGUUGGGUGAUCGAAAGGCGGAACAGAUGGCGCGCGACUGGGCGAGCUGA